Clarias gariepinus (North African catfish) is the source of this 1281-nucleotide messenger RNA. RefSeq names its product coiled-coil domain containing 34 (gene ccdc34). The record is from RefSeq and is a predicted model, not a curated record. Lineage: Eukaryota; Metazoa; Chordata; Actinopteri; Siluriformes; Clariidae. The coding region runs from base 104 to 1096 and encodes 330 amino acids. The transcript has 7 exons.
CGGGACGUUAAAAAAAAAAAGCAGCCGAUAGUGCAACUAAGCUGAGUAAAAUCAGUUUAUACAGUUAUACGUGCUGUUGAUUUUCUCCUCGUACUGGUUUAAGAUGUCAGCCCCGAAGUCUGCCUCAUCGAAAAGUAUCACCUCAACUCCACUCAAAAGUCAAUUCUCCGUCCCAAGGAGCAUUCCAAGGAGAAGCAGGAGUUUGGAAUCCACAGGCGACUCAACCUACUCUCUCCUGUCCCCCAUUUAUCACGAUAGCUUUGAAUUAUCAGAUGAUGAUGAUGAUGAUAAGGAUGAAGCACUGAAACAGUGUCAACCUCCUGAAGACCCCUCUCUUACAGCACACCAAAGUGUAUUCCCCAUCAGUCAAAGCAGAAAUGCAUCCCAUCAUGCAGAAGAUACCUUCAAUACAAGACUCAAUCUGAGUGCAUGGGAGCAGUGGCUUGUAAGUAAAGCCAAGGAAGAGCGAAUCAGAAAGCACCAAAAAUCCAUCCAGGAACAAGCUCUGAAAGAAAAAAAGGAGCAAGAAGAAACGGAACAGCAACAAAAAAAAGCAGUCAGUGAGUGUAAAAUCCAAGAGUGGCUUCAAAUGAAGAGGGAACAGGAAAAACAGGAAAAGCUUUCUCAGGUGUCCCAGAAAACAAACAAAAUGUUACUUGAAGAGCGGAAACGUUUGGAGGUAGAAAAAAAAGCCCAAGAAAAAUAUAAAGCCUGGCUCCAAAAGAAACAGCAUGAGGAAAAGGAAAAGAAAUUAAAAGAGCAAGAAGAACUUGCAAGAAGAGAGAAAGAGGAGAGAGAACGAAAAGAGAGAGCAGAUGAGAAGUUUAAAGAGUGGCUUAAAAGCAUAAAUGACAAAGAAAGACAUAAACGUCAGUCAUCAGCAUGUUCAGCUAGUGGCUAUGACUAUCUAAACUAUCCAGCUCCCAGUUUUGUGAAUCCUGUUCCAUGGAAGCCCAUUCAUGUUCCCCAGCAUGAGAGAACGCCCAGGAAGAGCUCCGCACACAAGAAACAGCAAGGUCCACCUAAAUAUCACUCAACUCCAUGUCUUACUUACAAGCCAAAAGACACCAACAGCUUUGCUACCAAAAGACGCUGAUAUUGUUAGGUUAAGACAUGGAACAAAUGCAGAGCUUUUACUUUUAUUAAAAAAGUACGGUACAAACAAAUGGUAUUUUUAUGGUUUUAGGCUGAUAUUUAGAAAUUAUUGUCGGUCCAGAUCUUGAGUGUAUUUAGCGUUUAAAUGUUGAUGGUGCUGAAAAUAUUUUAAACAAUCUUUUUCCA